This is a messenger RNA of Pongo pygmaeus (Bornean orangutan), 1267 nucleotides long. Its product is annotated as charged multivesicular body protein 5-like. The transcript has a single exon. NCBI's taxonomy places the organism in Eukaryota, Metazoa, Chordata, Mammalia, Primates, Hominidae. The coding region runs from base 603 to 1109 and encodes 168 amino acids. Gene Ontology annotation, cellular component: multivesicular body. The record is from RefSeq and is a predicted model, not a curated record. Gene Ontology annotation, biological process: late endosome to vacuole transport via multivesicular body sorting pathway; vesicle budding from membrane.
UUUUUAUUAUUUUGUUUUUGAGACAGGGUCUUGCUCUGUUACCCAGGCUGCAGUGCAGUGGUGUGAUCAUGGCUCACAGCAGCCCCAGUGUCCUGGGCUCAAACGAUCCUCCCAACUUCGGCCUCCCAAAGUGUUAGGAUUGCAGGAGUGAGCCAUGGCUCCUGGUCCAUUCCAGACAUUUUAUAAAUAUUAACUCAUUUAAUUCUUCUAACAACUCAAUACCAUUUAUAGUUUCCUGAUGAGAAAAUUGAGGCACAAAGAAGUUGAGUGACUUGCUCAGGUCAUGUAGCUUAGUAAAUGGUGAAGCUGAGCUUUGAAUCCAGGCAGUCUGCCUCUAGACUCCCUGCUCUGAACCCUUCUGAUUUCUAUAGCUUCUCUUCCCCCAUUCUUCCUCAUAAGAAAUAAGUGGUUUAUGGUUUUGCUCCAGUGUUUGGGUUUCUUUGUGGCCACUCAAGAUCAACCAAUUCUUCGGGAAAGUGAAACCCAAGGCUCCACUGCCCAGCCUGACUGACUGCAUUGACACGGUGGACAGCAGGGCAGAAUCCAAGAAGAUUUCUUGAUUGGAUGCUGAGCUAGUGAAGUAUAAGGAUCAGAUCAAGAAGAUGAGAGAGGGUCCUGCAAAGAGUAUGGUUCAGCAGAAAGCCUCGCGAGUUUUAAAGCAAAAGUGGAUGUAUGAGCAGCAGCAGGACAAUCUUGCCCAACAGUCAUUCAACGUGGAACAAGCCAAUUAUACUAUCCAGUCAUUGAAGGACACCAAGACCACGGUUGAUGCUAUGAAACUGGGAGUAAAGGAAAUGAAGAAGGCAUACAAGCAAGUGAAAAUCGACCAGAUUGAGGAUUUACGAGACCAGCUAGAGGAUAUGAUGGAAGAUGUAAAUGAAAUCCAAGAAGCACUGAGUCGCAGUUAUGGCACACCAGAACUGGAUGAAGAUGACCUAGAAGCAAAGUUGGAUGCACUGGGUGAUGAGCUUCUGGCUGAUGAAGACAGUUCUUAUUUGGAUGAGACAGCAUCUGCACCUGCAAUUCCAGAAGGUGUUCCCACUGAUACAAAAAACAAGGAUGGAGUUCUGGUGGAUGAAUUUGGAUUGCCACAGAUCCCUACUUCAUAGAUUGGCAUCAUUCAAGUAUAUCUUGUAAAACAAACACAUAUUAUGGCACUAGGGGACUAGGAAAUAUUUAUCUUUCCAAAUUGACAUAACAGAUUUACGUUUCUUUCCUUUCUUUGAAGGAAAGUUUAAUUACAUUGCUCUUUUAUUUUUUCCAUUAG